AUGGUGGAGUCCGCUGCCGUCGUGGUGCGCAGGCUGCACGAGGCGGUCGGCCGCCUCCCAUACCUCCCGCUUCCGACCACCGCCGCGCUCGACGACCUGGAGCGCGCGCAGACCGACCCGACCCUCGCCCGCGAAUGGGCGGACCACGCGGCUGCGGUUCGGCCAGUGCUGCACGAGCGCGUGGUGCCUCUCCUCGAGUCCUUUCUGCGCACCAAGAAGCGGCUCGGGAGCGCGGUCGAGCGGCGGCUCUACGCCGCCAUGACACCGGCGGCCCUCCUCGACCGCAUGCUCCGCUGCCGGCCGCUCGCGUUUCUGAACGCGUCGGACGACUACCGCCUUCGAGACGGCGUGACGCAAGGCUCGGGAGGCUUCGAGAGGAUCGGCACCGCGGACGAGAGCGCUGGCCCGCUCCGCCUCGAGCAGCUCAUGUCGUACGACGAGAUGGCCAUCGCCGCCCUCCUCUCCGUCGCUGUGCCGACGCACUUUUACAAUGACGGCGCCGAGACAGCUCCGAGACAGCUCCGAGAGGGCGAUCGGUCCAACCGCGGCCACCGUGGCCGGCCCGGGGACUUCGAGCGGACGGGCGUGUACGUCGGCGUCAUCGGCGCGCGGUACGAAAAGGUGGGGCGGAUGGAGUGGGCGCACACGCUGGUGACAGCGGAGCAAAACACGGCCGAGAACGGCUACGGGCCGGCGGCGGGAGUGGCGGCGGGUGUGGCGGCGGGAGAGCGGCGGGAGCUGCUCGCGGCGUGGGCGCGGCUCUACGGGCGGGAGCAGCUGCCGAUGCGGGAGCACCUGCCGACGUACGACGAGGCGGUGUCAAGGCGGGAGACGGAGCCGGACGCCCUCCUGCAAGUGCGGCUGCAUGGCAUCGACCCCUUUUUGCGGGAGGCGAGCGACCGCGCCAAGGAGAAGGGCGCCAAGGCGUACGCGCACGUGGUGGGGCUGGGCCUCGGCGUGUGGAUGGAGCUCGCACCGCAGCUGGAGCACAUCGACACGCUCGACUUCUCCUGGUUCCCGUCGGAGUGCAACGAGGCGACGUCGCUCCGCCACGGCGCGGGCUGCGGCGCGGUCCGCCAGGUCCUUUUCUCGAACCGCAACCCGGCGGCGCGGCUACCGUCCUCCGAGCAGCCGCUGCUGCUGGUGGCCAUGUACGCGUGGGACGGCAAUGCCUACCCCGGCAACGAGUACUGGCUCGGCUCCCUUGCCGCGAGCGGCGACCCCGCCGCCGCGUGCUGCUCGGCGAUACCGCUGCUGCAGAACCCCGAGGUGAACGACGCGCUGACGGGCGGCGCCACCGUGCUGCACCCCUCGGGACGCCGCGUCGAGGGCGGCGUCUAGCCACCCUGCGAGCUAUGCAUAGAGCUUUUGGCGUCACCCGAUGUGCAUGCCUGUGGGUUGCGGUGACUGUCCAGCAACCCAGCAUGUGCGAGCAUGGCGCGGUGUGCGAGUCUGGUGCGAGUCCUUGGAGCACUUGGAGUGCAGUCGGUAACCGCAUGCCCAGGGCCGGGGAGCUAAGAAGCGCACCCAGCGGUCCUUUUCUUGAGAUAGUCCUAAAAUGUUAUUCUUGG
Emiliania huxleyi CCMP1516 is the source of this 1571-nucleotide messenger RNA. RefSeq lists its product as hypothetical. NCBI's taxonomy places the organism in Eukaryota, Haptophyta, Isochrysidales, Noelaerhabdaceae. Bases 1 to 1341 code for a protein of 446 amino acids. The record is from RefSeq and is a predicted model, not a curated record. The transcript has 9 exons.